This is a messenger RNA of Pelodiscus sinensis (Chinese soft-shelled turtle), 939 nucleotides long. Its product is annotated as olfactory receptor 5W2-like. Gene Ontology annotation, biological process: G protein-coupled receptor signaling pathway. NCBI's taxonomy places the organism in Eukaryota, Metazoa, Chordata, Testudines, Trionychidae. The record is from RefSeq and is a predicted model, not a curated record. Gene Ontology annotation, cellular component: membrane. Gene Ontology annotation, molecular function: G protein-coupled receptor activity; olfactory receptor activity.
AUGGAAGAGGGAAAUCACUCGGAGGCGACUGAGUUCAUUCUCUCAGGACUGACAGAUCGCCCGGAGCUGCAGGUCCCCCUGUUUGUGUUGUUCCUACUGAUUUAUGUUGUCACCCUGGUAGGUAAUGGGGGGAUGAUCUUAUUAAUCAUGAUUGAUCCCCGACUCCACACCCCCAUGUACUUUUUCCUCGGUAAUUUGUCUUUCUGUGAUUUCUGCUAUUCCACAGUAAUUUCCCCCAAGAUGCUGCUGGAUUUCUUAGCCGAGAGGAAAAGCAUUUCUCAUGCUGCCUGUGCUGUGCAAAUGUAUUUUGUCAUUUUUUUUCAAGAUAUUGAGUGUCUCUUGUUGGCUGUGAUGGCGUACGACCGUUAUGUGGCCAUUUCUAAACCCCUGCUCUAUAUGAUCACCAUGUCCCGGCAGCGCUGUAACCAGCUGGUGGCUGGAGUCUGUGCUGUGGGGCUGCUGGAUGCAAUGAUACUCAUGUAUUUUACAUUCCGGCUGUCAUUCUGCCAUUCCAUCAUCAUCAAUCAUUUCUGCUGUGACAUGCCCCCAUUGCUGGCGCUCUCCUGCUCUGACACCCGCAUAAGUGAGAUUGUGAUGUUUGCCUCCAUGUGCUACAUUGUAGUGAGCAGCGUUGUGACCGUCCUCCUCUCCUAUGUCUGUAUCUUCUUCACCAUCCUGCGGAUCCGCUCUGCCGACGGCCGGCGCAAAGCCUUCUCCACCUGCACUUGCCACUUGACGGCGGUGGUCAUGUUUCAUGGCACCCUCCUCUUUAUGUAUUUCCGACCCACCUCUAGCUAUUCUAUGGACACUGACAAAAUAGCCUCGGUGUUCUACACGCUGGUGAUCCCCUUGUUGAACCCCCUGAUCUACAGCCUCAGGAACACGGAGGUGAAGCGCGCCUUGAACAAUGUGAGGAAUAAACUCGUAACCCGUUUCUGA